GGAUGAGGGUGAUAGUGGAGAAACUACAGAAUAAGAUGGAAUCUGUCUGAGAGCAGUGGGGGAAAGCUCUCCAAAUUCUUCCUUUCCAAGUAUAUGUUCGAAACCCUAUUGGAAGUUGUCAUCAAAUCUACUUCCAACACACUUUCAGUUCUAUUGAACAAGAAAAAAUGAAGUUGCUUGUUGUCUGUCCACUGGGCGUGCUUCAGCUUUUGAUAGCCCUUUGCCUAUCACAGCAUCACUCAGAGCUCCUGGUCAGCACCAAGCUGGGGAAGGUGAUGGGAACAAGAAUGCCAGUUCUGUCCAGCUACCUCAGCGCUUUCCUCGGGAUACCAUUUGCCGAACCUCCAGUUGGGAACUUACGGUUCAAAAAGCCCGAGGCCAAGAGACCGUGGUCAGGGAUCUGGAACGCUUCCUCCUAUCCCAAGAUCUGUCAGCAAUAUGUUGACACUCAGUUUCCCGGAUUUCCUGGCUCAGAGAUGUGGAACCCUAAUAAAGAGAUGAGUGAAGACUGCUUGUACCUCAAUGUGUGGGUCCCCUCCCCUCGGCCAAGAAAUGCUACUGUCAUGGUGUGGGUCUACGGAGGUGGUUUCUACAGUGGAGCUUCAACAUUGGAUGUCUACAAUGGGAAGUAUCUUGCUCACACUGAACAGAUGAUAGUGGUCUCCAUGAACUAUAGGGUUGGCGCUUUUGGUUUUCUUGCUCUCCAUGGAUACCAAGAGGCACCAGGAAAUGUUGGGCUUCUGGACCAGAGGCUGGCAUUGCAAUGGGUACAGGAGAACAUCCAAUUCUUUGGUGGAAAUCCAAAGAUGGUGACUAUUUUCGGAGAGAGUGCUGGCGGGGCUUCUGUUGGCAUGCAUCUCCUUUCCCCAGGGAGCAGAGACCUUUUCACUCGGGCCAUCCUACAAAGUGGCUCACCAAAUUGUCCGUGGGCAACUGUUUCUGUAGCAGAGGGUCGCAGGAGGGCAGUCGAAUUAGGAAGACUCCUGAACUGCAACAUCAACAGUGAUGAAGAGUUGGUUGAUUGUCUUCGGGCAAAAGAGCCUCAAGAACUCAUUGACAAGGAAUGGUCUGUCCUUCCCUACAAUAGCGUCUUCAGGUUUUCAUUUGUUCCAAUCAUUGAUGGGGACUUCUUCCCAGAUUCCCUGGACUCCAUGCUGAACUCGGGUAACUUCAAGAAAACUCAGGUCUUGUUAGGGGUCAACAAGGAUGAAGGUUCCUUCUUCCUUCUGUACGGAGCCCCAGGGUUCAGCAAAGACUCCGAAAGCAUUAUUACUCGUGAAGACUUCAUGGCAGGAGUUAAGUUAAGUGUCCCUCACGCAAGCGAGUUGGGGCUGGAAGCUGUUGCCCUUCAGUAUACUGACUGGAUGGAUGAGCACAAUGGCAUAAAGAACAGAGAUGCAAUGGAUGACAUUGUAGGAGACCAUAAUGUCAUCUGCCCUUUAAUGCACUUUGCCUCCAAGUACUCUGAAUUUGGUAAUAGCAUCUACGUGUACUUCUUCAAUCAUCGAGCGUCAAACUUGGUCUGGCCAGAGUGGAUGGGAGUCAUCCACGGGUAUGAGAUUGAAUUUGUCUUUGGGCUACCUCUGGAGCAGCAUCUAAACUACACAGAGGAGGAGGGGAUGUUGAGUAGAAAGAUAAUGCACUACUGGUCGACGUUUGCAAGAACUGGAAACCCAAAUGAGCAUCAUGUGCAGAAAAGAAAAUGGCCACCUUUCACCACCACUGACCAGAAGUUCGUUGACCUUAAUUUGGAGCCUAUCAAGGUCAAUAAGGGUCUACGAGUUCAGAUGUGUGCCUUCUGGAAUCAGUUCCUCCCCAAGCUGCUCAAUGCCACAGGAACCAUCGAUGAGGCCGAACGUCAGUGGAAGAUGGAAUUCCAUCGAUGGAGCUCCUACAUGAUGCAUUGGAAGAAUCAGUUUGACCAUUACAGCAGACAGGAGCGUUGUGCUGACCUGUGACCUCCUGCACUUCAGGUUGCGCGGUGAGGGAGAGAGUGGAGCCCAAAAAUGACCAGCCACCCAGUCUAGUUCCUAACAUGCUCCUCUGUGCCCCACCAUAAAACUUUGCCAGUGUGUGUAUCACCUAAUGGCACUCACCUUCCCAAGGCCUGCUCACAGGAUUUGCUUGUUUUGCAAAUCUCACCAUCGUGCAUUACAACUGGUCAUUUCCACUGACAUUUUCCUCCUCUGCUCUCCUCUCCUCCACCCCCACUAACCCACUCCCCUGGCCAUGCUCUCAUUUUCCUCCUCUCCAUUCCCCUCUACUGUUCUCUCCUUACCCCAUCAACUCUCCUCCACUCCACAUCCAUGCUGUGUUGUGGCCUAAAGUAUUCUUGUCGGCCAUUCAUGACCUCAGACAAGACUCCAGCCUGAACAGCCACUAACCUAGUGAAUCAUCCCCAAUCAGUUAAACUGGCCUCAGCACUAGGUACUGCGUUAUUAUAGCUGAAACUGGUUUUCAGAACACUGGGAAUGGAUGUCCACAAUUAUCACUUGCAUUCAUAAAGUGUGAAACAAAACCCUAAGAUGCAUCACAGUGAAAACAUUUUAAUUAAUGGUGGUUUAUAAUAACAACAUUUAACAAGCCAAUAAUCUGCUCAACCCUGACUUGAAGUGGGAUAGUUUUCCAUUCCCCAGCAGUUGACAUGAGUAGUAUAGCCACACAGAUUUUUUUAAUUGAUAAUUUCAACUAAGCUCCUUCAUCUUAUUGACUGAUCAACUCUCGCACUCUAUUCCUAGCAUUUACUAUUUCCCUGAUGUAUUUAAGUAAAAAUUCCUGCCAGAAGCUGGGCAAUAGCA
Molecule: messenger RNA, 2798 nt
Organism: Hemiscyllium ocellatum (epaulette shark)
Lineage: Eukaryota; Metazoa; Chordata; Chondrichthyes; Orectolobiformes; Hemiscylliidae
Gene: ache
Product: acetylcholinesterase
Exons: 5
Coding region: 168-1958 (596 amino acids)
Biological process (GO): acetylcholine catabolic process in synaptic cleft; choline metabolic process
Cellular component (GO): plasma membrane
Molecular function (GO): acetylcholinesterase activity
Source: RefSeq, a predicted model, not a curated record